Molecule: messenger RNA, 1119 nt
Organism: Oryza sativa Japonica Group (Japanese rice)
Lineage: Eukaryota; Viridiplantae; Streptophyta; Magnoliopsida; Poales; Poaceae
Product: NAD(P)H dehydrogenase (quinone) FQR1
Cellular component (GO): membrane
Molecular function (GO): NAD(P)H dehydrogenase (quinone) activity; FMN binding
Source: RefSeq, a predicted model, not a curated record
AAAGAAAAAAGAAAAAAAGAAAAAGAAAAGGAAAAAGGAGAGAGAGGGAAUCCAGUUUCAAUAACUGAAGGUCAAACAAAAACAACAGCCUCGCCUAUAAAUAGGGAGAGAAGGCCAGGAACUCCAGUUCAGUAUACACGCCUUUCUUUCCCUCCUCUGCUCAUCCCCUCCCCAGAUCUCCAGCCCCAGGAGCUCCGGAGGGUUCCCAAUGGCGGUGAAGGUCUAUGUCGUGUACUACUCUAUGUAUGGACAUGUUGCUAAACUAGCUGAAGAGAUCAAGAAGGGUGCUUCAUCUAUUGAAGGUGUUGAGGCUAAAAUAUGGCAGGUUCCUGAAACUCUCCAUGAGGAAGUACUUGGAAAGAUGGGCGCGCCUCCUAAGCCAGAUGUGCCAACGAUCACACCACAAGAACUUACUGAGGCUGAUGGAAUCCUGUUUGGGUUCCCUACAAGGUUUGGCAUGAUGGCUGCGCAGAUGAAAGCAUUCUUUGAUGCAACCGGUGGCCUGUGGAGUGAGCAGAGCCUUGCAGGCAAGCCCGCCGGCAUCUUCUUCAGCACUGGUACCCAGGGCGGUGGUCAGGAGACUACACCGUUGACAGCAAUAACUCAGUUGACUCACCACGGCAUGGUGUUCGUCCCGGUCGGGUACACCUUCGGUGCCAAGAUGUUUAACAUGGGAGAAGUUCAGGGGGGCAGCCCGUACGGCGCCGGCACCUUUGCCGCCGACGGCUCGAGGUGGCCGACGGAAAUGGAGCUGGAGCACGCCUUCCACCAGGGGAAGUACUUCGCAGGCAUCGCGAAGAAGCUCAAGGGGUCCGCUUGAGAUCUCCAUUGGGCAAAUUCAAUUGGGCGUGUGCGUGUCCCUACGCACAACAUCGUGAGGCAUUUCAUACAGCUCCAAACCAUACCGACAUACAGUCAAUAGCUUGGUCUCUUCUUUUGUGGUGUUUCUCGAUGCUAUGUGGCUUCUCCCUGGAACUUCUCAUUGCCGUACGCAUGAUAUGAUUCUGUUCUACGCUUUGGUCAGCUGGUUGUAAUUUGGAGUAAGUUCUGUUAUUGUAUUAUUGGUUCCCCCAUGAUAUAUAUUGAUUAUUGUACGGGGAGAUCUCUUGGUUGCCAUUC